Penicillium malachiteum is the source of this 288-nucleotide messenger RNA. RefSeq lists its product as uncharacterized. The coding region runs from base 1 to 288 and encodes 95 amino acids. The transcript has 2 exons. NCBI's taxonomy places the organism in Eukaryota, Fungi, Ascomycota, Eurotiomycetes, Eurotiales, Aspergillaceae. The record is from RefSeq and is a predicted model, not a curated record.
AUGUCCGUCUCCAAAAUUAUGUCUGCCGCCGUCAUGGCCUUCCUCUUCUCUUCGCCCGCUUUGGCAUGUCUGAGUAUCUCAGGCUCAAUUUCCGGCGUUAUCACCGCAAUUGACAACAGAGUUGUGACAUGCAGUGGUAGUAUUGGGAGUGGUGUUCAGAACCUGGACUGCAUCUCCGACUACUCGCUGACCUAUGACUACACGGAUAAUAUCUCCUUGGGCCUCAUGCCAAUCAUUUACUGCAAUCCUAGCUCCUGGUAUGAUGUCUUCCAUUAUUUCCUCGCGUAG